CGGUCGCGUUUUGAUCUCGGCAUUCUCGCCAUUUUGGGUCAUUCUUGUAAGGAGUUUCUACGUGAUAUUAUUUGGAUCAUGCCAGCAUGAGCUGAGAUCAGGCAAUAUCAAAAUGGUGGAUGCAGAGACACAGACAUACACCUCCCUCUCGGAGGAUGCCCACUACAUGGUACAAAAGGCUGUAGAGAAGGGAAAUGACAUAUUUUAUGUCAGUAACAACCUCAAUACCAAAGAAACAACAUACUUUGGGACAGAUCUUGGGAAGAAGUUCUUGGAUAGCAAACGGGAAUUACUGCUGGAGUUCUACAAGUUCUGUGUUGAGACCUAUUCAUCAGAAUCUGGUGUAGUGAUUAUAAGUUCAGAGAGCACAGAGGAAGCUACAACUGCCAAAGUAGAUGAACAGUUGAUUGAAGAAGAAGAAAUGGAUGAUGAUAAAGACGAAGACUGGAAGGCUGAGAAGAAAACUCCCAAGGGCCCCAGUAAAGUGCGACACAUGCUCAGACGUACUCCAAAGACAGAAACUGAGGAGAAGGCUGGUGUCAAGUGUGACAGAUGUCAUCAGAUUUUUAAAACAGAUGAAUACCUCAAACAGCAUAUGCAGAUUCAUCAGAGAAUCAACUACCAUUGUCCAGAGUGUGACAGGCCCUUUAGUGUAAAGCGAUACAUUUACAAUCACAUGAAAACCAUGCAUGGAAAAGAUUACAAUGCUUCGAUACAGAUUAAGAUGACUCCGUAUGUACCAUCUGACUGUUCAGAAUGUAAAGAGACUUUUCCUUCCGCCGAAAUGUUGGAGAUACAUAUGGAUAGAGAACAUCGCUCUAAAUCAGAAAAACAGGCAAGGUCUAAAUCUGCCACACCUAAAAGUGCCACACCAAGGACUUCUCAGAGAAUCCGUAAAGCAACAGAGAAAGUGAAGAACAAUACAGAGGGGUCUGAAAUCAAAGAGAAAGUUGAGGAAGAUGAAACUGUAAAAGCAGAAAAGGACAUGGAGUCAGGUUCUGAAGAGAAAUAUCCUUUUGUAUGUCGAAUCUGUCAGAAGGGGUUCAAUCUGAGACGUUCUAUAGGGGUGCACAUGCGAAAAUCGCAUGAUUUGGCUUAUCAGGAAGAGGGAAGUAUUGAGUCAGAAAAGGAGGAAGUAAAAGAUGAAGAUGAAUUGCUUCCCAUUAGUCUUCCUGCAGCAGCAGAUUCAGUGGAUGAGCGAGAAGAUGGUGUCAUUAUGACAAGAUCAGGGAGGAAGUCCAAGAAAACUAGCAAACUUUUGGAGAGUGAAAGUCCAAGCAAAAUGCCCGAAAGUCCAAAAAAGUUUUCAUCUGAGAAAUCCACACCCAAAGGUAAUCUAAAAUCAAAUGUUGAGGACAUCAAGGGGAUCGCCGAAAAGAAAGAAGAGAAUGCAGACCUUGAGCAUGACAAUACCAAGGAAAAUCAAUCUGAUGAAAAACCAGAUUAUACAGAUGAAAGUGGUAAAGUAAUGGAGGAAGAAAAUAAAACUGAUGAUUUACAAACAAAUGUUAUUGAAGAAAUGAAAGAAGAUGAAGAAAUUCAUGAAUCUGAAGAGGAAUACAACCCUAAUGAGUCUGAAAAUGGUGAAGAUGAUGAUGAUGACUUCAAACCAAAAGCUUCCAGAAGUACCCCAAAAGGACUCAGGGGAUUAAGAGGCAUCAAAAGAAAGUCAAUUAUUGAUGAAGGUAUUGAAGUGGAUGGAGUGCUACUAACCACACCUGGCAGAAAGAAGAGAAAGGAUAGCAAAUGGAACAUUCCACAACAGAGAAUUACAAAUCAGAAUUUGCUAGUGGGUCGUUGUGAGGAGACAGUUGUUGACAACAAGGUUUGGUACAAAUGUCUUUUAUGUAGCAAAACUAUGCGAAUGCGUACUGCAAUUAUCAAGCACUUGAAAACUCAUGAUGAAAUGCUUGAAGGAUCCUACCAAUGUUACAUAUGUGAUGUACGCUUUUCUACGAAUUUCAAACUUGGGAAUCACUUGAGAGAUGUUCACAAAAAGCUGAAUGCCUUUGAGUGCGAGAAAUGUAAACUCAGGUUCAGUGGUCGUAAGGCAUUUAUAGAACAUGAAGCCAUUUGUAAUGUUGAUCCUGAUAGUGUUGCCCCGCAGCCACUUAGUGAAGAGGAAUUAAAAAUUCAAAUAACAUGCUUAUUCUGUAAGCAAGAGUUUCAGGCAAAGGAAGAGAAAGAAGAACAUGAAAACACUCAUGUGAAUGAAAGUGGAGCCUUUCUUUGUCCCCACUGUGACUUAACCUUUUUAGAGAAAAGCUUUUGCAAGCUCCACAUCUUGACAAUCCAUAGUCCAGAGGACAACAUGGUGGAGGAGAAGAAUGUAAACCCACUCCAAUGCCGUUUAUGUUUGAAAAUUUUAAACACCCAGGAGACAUAUGACACACACAUGAAAAUCCAUGAGGAUGAGUCCUUGGUAUGCAAAAUUUGCAACAAGCGCUUCAACUACCCUUACACCCUGAGAAAUCAUCACAUGCUUCAUCACUCGGAGGAUUUUGCUUUCCUGUGUCCUUAUUGUCCACAGAAGUUUAAAUUGAAGCGUUACAUGACCAAGCACGUCAGUGAUAAACACGAAGGGGAUACCAAACCAAAGGAGAAGUCGGAUAUGGAAACCUGUAAAGUUUGUGACACACCAUACAUCUCAAAAGUCGAGCUCUUGGAACACAUGAAAGAAACUCAUGAGCAUGUUAUCAACACUCACCGUAAAGUCACAGAUGAUCCAGAAAAGUUUGGCUGUGCUAGAUGUCAUAAGGUUUACAACACAGUUGAUGAUUUCAUCAUCCAUGUGUCCAAUCACAGGCCCAAGAAAAAAUUAGUGUGCGUUCAUUGUGGAAACACGUUCAACACCAAGUCAAACCUCAACACCCAUGUGAGAUUGAAGCAUAGCACAGUGCGUCCAUUUGAAUGCAACAUCUGCAAUAAAAAGUUUGCUUUACGCACCCUUUUGAACCAGCAUAUUCGUUUCCAACAUUGCAAUGAGCGACCAGUUUCCUGCACCAUCUGUGGGAAGGGAUUCAGAACUAAGAGUCAACUCCAGAAACACAGCUAUUCCCACCGAGAAAACACCAUUGAUUGUGAGGCCUGUGAACACAAAAGUUGGACGAUGGAGGGAUACAAGAUUCAUCUGGUAGCCACCCAUCCAGAAUUGGCUGUAGAGAAGAAAAUCCAUCAUUACACAUGUCAGUACUGCAGUCGCAGAUUUGCUGUGCUUCAUCAGUACAAGCGUCACUUGGCUAUCCACACAGGCCAAAAGCCUCACAAAUGUACCCAAUGUGACUAUGCAUGUUCAAGUAUGGGAACACUCAACAGCCACAUCAAGAGGGUGCAUAAUCCUUCCAGUCGAAUCUUCCAGUGCAACUUCUGCUUCAUGACCUUCUCAGAGGCUGGAAAAAUGUACCGCCACAUGGACACCACAAAGCACAUAGAAAACUGUCGCCGUAAUGGUGUGGACCCUCACACCAUCAGAGAAGAUGUCUCAUACCUCAUUAAGAGCAAAGAAGGCACCACGUCCAGGCGUGGUUACAAUAUGGGACAGUCCAUGAAGAAGAUGAGGCCCACGGAGAUUAUCAUUGAAAAUGUUGAGCAGAUGGAAUCAGAGGUUCAAUUAGAGGCAGUUGUAGAGGACCCAGGAGAGUACUCUCAGGAGGAGCUGAAGAUUGAAGUGCCAGUGGCAACCUCAGAGGAAGAGGUGACAGAGGUCAUUCAAGAAGUCCAGGAGGUGCAAGAAGAGGAGGUUCAAGAGGGAGAACAACAGAUUGAGAUCAACAGUGAAGUUCUGCAGCAGAUUCUUCAGGGAGCAGCACUUGGUACAGGACAAGACCAAUUGCCACAAAACAUUGAGAUCAAAACACAGUUGGAUGAGGAUGGCAUGCAAUGUUUUGUAAUUCAGCUGCCAGAAAAUUCUGAGUUUACUGUUGUUUAAUAAGAAAGAUGGUAACUUAUUCAUUGUGAAAAGUUUUUAGGUCACUUGAGUCACUCAGGUGACCUAUUUGUUAUAGGUCUUCGUCCGUCGUCGUGUGUUAAAAAUUGAACAUUUUUAACUUCUUGAUAAUUACCAUUCCAAUUCUUUUCAAAUUUGUAUGAAGUAUCAAUUGUAUCUUUCAGAACCCCUGCACCCCCAGGGGCAGGGCAAAUACUGCCAAAAUUGACUAAUUUUCAAAAAUCUUCUUGUGUACAACUGCAUGCCUGUAAGAAAAACGGAAUGCAUAAUCAUGUAGAGCAGGAAAGCCUGUACCAAAAUUGUAAAUUUCAUGAUCUCCAAGGCAAAGGUUCUGACUCUAGAGUUGGACCAAACUUGGUGUAUUGUUUAUAUGUAAGACAUUAAAAUAACAUCUUUUUUAUUGCUAUUGAUACUAAAUUGAAACUAAAUGGAUAUUUAGAAACAGCAGAUAGCCCUUUACCAAAAUUAUAAGUUUCAUGAUCCCAAGGUGAGGGAUUUUGGUACCAAGAUGAUGUCAUAAUAGUGAUAGUAUCAUAGUCUUUAUCAUUUGAAAGAUAACUUCUAUAAUUUUGCUGAUUAUGUAUAAUAACUUAAUGCAUAUUUUGGAAAAGCAGAAAAGGAUCUACCAAAAUUGUAAUUUUACAACCCCAGGGUUCUUACUCUAAGGCAGGUCCAUGAUAAUAAUAUAGUGUUGAGGCCAAUUCAACUUAAUUAGUAGAUUAUCAUCCAGGGUCAGCAAAAGUAUGGGGCGGGUGGGAGGAUUUUAUUUUCUGAGAAAAAUAUUAAAGACAAACGAGGUUUUUUCCCCCCAACAGAUCUGCAUAAUUUAAUGGCAGAUGGAUAUCAAUCUAUGCUAUUUUCAUACACUAAUUCCAGGUUAAGCUUUAAUUUAAGGAUAUAACAGAUAUAAACCUAACUUCUUCAAGAUUUACGUCUGUAAAAACGUGAGAAAUUAAGCAAACCAUAUAAAUCGCUAGUUUCGCAAAAUUAAAAAAUUUCGGGGCGGGCCAAUUUUUGAGGGGUGGGCGGGGAUGAUAAUCUAUCAAUUAAGUUGAAUUGGCCUAAUAUAAAAUGUUUUAUUAUGUAAUGUCUUCCAUCAGUAUGGAAACUUGCUUUGGGGCAUUUGUAUUUUAAGGACACAUCUUGGUUUUUACUGCUGCUAAAUAUAGAAUGCAGAGCAGGAAAAUUAUAGAUUCCAUAGCCCUUGGGGAUUAGGGAUACUUUUUGACUAAUACUUGGGUGACUGGUAAGGCUGUGGGCCUCUUGUUGAAAAUGAUUAUGUCUUGAAACAUGAAGAGAGGAAAGAAAAAUUAUUAGCUACACUGUAAGGUAGAAGAGCCAGAAAAUAGAAAUUCAGGGAUGGCUGUAUUAUGAAAUCAUGCUUUAUGGUGGACAAAUUGUCAUGGUUACCACAAGUUUUACCCAUUUCCUUGGUAUGUUACCACAUUUGUAAACUGCAAUUAUUUUUGUUCUGUCCAACAGCAUUUUCUUUUAAUUGAUUGCUUAACUUUGAUGAAUUCAGAGAUCUCUCAAAGGAAUGUAUGAAAGUUAACCUGCUGUGAAAAAUAUUUCACUGCAAAGGACCUCCCCACUUUAGCUGUGACAAACGGUCCCUGAUGAUUUAGUAAAACAUCAAAUUUCGAAUUAUACAGUUUACAAUGACCCAAGAUUAGUACCUUAACUUAGAGGUUUGGCAUUUUAUUUUACUAAAAAGUUUAUAUUAACAGUAAGAGCUAUGUCAUCUUUUGAAAUCAGGUUUAUCUGUUUUUGUUAAAUCUCUAUCGAUAUAUUCAUCAAAUGAUGCCUGGCUUGCUUGCUUGUUGUAAGAGGUUGUGUUUUUCAGACCUUUUUCCGUAACGGAUGCAUGUACAGUUUUUAAAUUUGGUCACAAUUUUUCCCUCAAGAAGUGUAAAAAUGAGUUUAUCAGAUUUAUGUCUAGAAGUAGGUCAAACAGUUUUCCAGACUUUUUUUCAUUACAAAUACAGAUAUUGCCCUGAAAUUUAGUCACAAGCUUCCUCUCAAAGGAAUACAAGUUCAGGUUUUGCAUUACAGCUGUAUUGUUGCACUGUGAUGUACUUUAGGGCGAAAACUAGGUCAAAAAGUUUCCUGGACCUUUUCUCACAUUGCAAUCUCCCUCUCAGAGAAAUACAUACUCAGUUCAUAUUGGUGCACCAUGACCUACUUUUCUAUUCAGAAUGUGUGUAAUAUAAAUUCAGAGUGCAUAAUGUGCUUGCAGAUUGAAUUUCACUGUCUCACGGGCGUAUGUUGUACCGUUAGUGGUACUCUUGUUUGUAUUGAGCACAAGGCUGUUCAGAUUUCUCUUUUUUAUUACAAGUCGUAUUUGUAAUAAAGAAAAUUAUAUCCAAAAUGCAAGACUGGACAAUCUUGUGCUGGUGAUGAAAUUCAUAAAAAUAUAUACAAUAAAAAUCUGCGAAUACUCUACAUUUUCUUUCUACCUCAUUUACCUGUAUUGACCUUGGGUAGUAAUUCUAUAGUUUGCAGGCUAAGGGUGACCAUUUAAAACUUUUCUACCAAUAUCCCGGGGAAAAUGACUGUACACAUACUGGAGAUACAUCAGUGUUUAAUAUUUACCAAAAAGUAUAGAUAAAUCAAUUUCUCUUCAAAAAGAGGGAUGUUGAAGAGGAACCACAAACUACAGCUAAAGUGGGAAGAUCCUUUGUAGUAUUUUUAUCACAAAAAAUAAAGUGCAGAUGCUGGAAUUGAAAUGUUAUAACUUGUUGCUUAGCUAUUGUUAGGUCAUUUGUACAUUUACUAUAUGUAUUGGCAAUAAGAAAGUUUCCUUGUUUGACAGUCCACACAUACAUGUAUGCGUAUCAAUGAUUGCCAUACCAAGAUAUAAUGAAAAUUGUUCUAACAUGCAUUAUAUAAGGUGUUGUAUUUGAGUACAUGUAUGUACAUAUAUACAUUGAGAUAGGAUUAGUUAUUGUGGGGUUAUUUGUCAUGGAAGUAGCCUUGAUAACAUUAACGUAUAUUUAAAAUGGUACUGGCAGUCGUGUAUUGAAGUACUGAAUUUGUAUUAAAUAAAUUUGCUAACUUUUUCUGUCAUUUAAGUUUGGUAACUUGCAAAUUUUAAAAUAAUGGUAUUUAUUUUCAGAACUGUGUCAGUUUUAAUUGAUAUGUUAUUUAUGUAAUUUAGAUUUAUUUUAAUGUAGUUUGAACUUUGAAUAGUGUUAAUAAAGUAAGUGACACUUGCA
This is a messenger RNA of Ostrea edulis (European flat oyster), 7161 nucleotides long. Its product is annotated as zinc finger protein Xfin-like. The transcript is spliced from 6 exons. Bases 113 to 3928 code for a protein of 1271 amino acids. Lineage: Eukaryota; Metazoa; Mollusca; Bivalvia; Ostreida; Ostreidae. The record is from RefSeq and is a predicted model, not a curated record.